CUAUUAUCCACCACUGCCCUGCCUACAGGAUCUGUUCUGACACUAGACUGCCCCUGGCUACCGUGAGCCUUCAAUCACAUGUUUCCAUACUACAACUCCCGUGAUGCAACGCGCUGACAAAGGGUCAACUGCGGAAGUCAGCGUGAUCAGUGUUAGAGAAGGGAGGGCCCAGCAGAGAUUCCCUGGGAUGUGAUAAAGCCUUUUACCUGGAUUAUUACUGUACAGCCUGAGCCAGCUCCAGGGGAGGUGAGAGGAGCCGGCCGGUAUCAGGAGGGGACCCUGGGGUCUGGGCUGGGCAGGGCAGAGCUCGGGUGGGCUGGGCUGGGCAGGGGGUGUUGUUGAAUAUAAGUACAGAGGGUAUAAAGUGGGGCUUAGCUAACUGAUCCUAUAUAGGGCUUCAGCCAAGCAAAAUGAGGUAGUUUUGAAAAUCCAGGAACGGUGAGAUCAGCCAUGCAUUACCUAGGAGAUCCAUUGUAUACACUGUAUGUCCAACCUGCUGUGUUUGGUUAGUGGGUAAAUGGUUGUUGGACAUCUCACCAGACUGGCCAAAAUGUGCAUAUUCACCUUACAUGGCAGGGGGGUAGUGCACAGUAAUGUGUGUGUGGGCAUAGUGUAUUACACAGUAAGGUGUGUGUGUGUGUGUGUGUGUGUGUGUGGGCAUAGUGUAUUACACAGUAAGGUGUGUGUGUGGGCAUAUUGUAUUACACAGUAAGGUGUGUGUGUGGGCAUGGUGUAUUACACAGUAAGGUGUGUGUGUGUGUGUGGGCAUGGUGUAUUACACAGUAAGGUGUGUGUGUGGGCAUGGUGUAUUACACCGUAAGGUGUGUGUGUGUGGGCAUGGUGUAUUACACCGUAAGGUGUGUGUGUGGGCAUGGUGUAUUACACAGUAAGGUGUGUGUGUGUGUGUGUGGGCAUGGUGUAUUACACAGUAAGGUGUGUGUGUGUGUGUGUGUGUGUGGGCAUGGUGUAUUACACAGUAAGGUGUGUGUGUGUGUGUGUGUGUGGGCAUGGUGUAUUACACAGUAAGGUGUGUGUGUGUUGGCAUGGUGUAUUGCACAGUAAGUUGUAUGUGUGGGUAUGGUGUAUUGCACAGUAAGGUGUGUGUGUGGGUGUAGCAGAGGUGGUCAAAGAGCUACAUCACACAUUGUUGCAGAGCUACAAUACCCUUAAUGCUUGGCAUCGUGGGAGUUAAGCAACUUUUUGACCACCUCCUGUGUAUUUGUAAUGGAUUUAGACCAUUGUCUUGCAGACUUGGGUUGUACCAGGAGGUUGAUUAGAACCGUAAUGUAAAUAGAAACAGAGAAGCAGUAUUUACUGUACAAUGGUAGGAGCAUGCUUUGGCUUCAGUUAAAGAUUACUAGAUUAUAGUGUAAAGGUUAGAUUCAAAGGGAACAUCUCACAAAAAGUGUAUGUGUACCAGAGCUUUUGGCUACCUUCAUUGCUACUAUGUUACUAUUUACUUCCUUAUAGGUCCACCAGUUUAAUUGAUCCAUUAAUUUUAAUUGUCUAUAAUCCCCAUUUAGAUAGUUUCAAUCUGUUAGUUCUUUAUAUGAGGUUUACACUGCUGCACUUCUAUUUUAUAUAUAUAUUUAGUAUUUGUUUAUUUUGAUGUAUGUUUUGGAUCAUUAUCCUGAUGGAAAAUUCAACUACGGCCCAUUUAUUAGCUUUCUGGCAGAGGCAAUUCAUGAUGCCAUGUAUCCUAACAAAUGUCUGGGUCAUUUGGCAGAAAAACAGCCCCAACACAUUAAAGAGCCACCAUCAUAUUUAACCGUUGGCACAAGGUACUUGUCCAUACGGCUUUCUCUCUGUGUGAGCCAAACUCAUCUCUGGUGUUUAUUGCCAAAAAAACUCUAUUUUGGUUUCAUGUGCCCAUAGAACCCAACCCUAUUUGAAGUUCCUGUAGUGUCUGACAAACUAAAGACGCUUGAGUUUGUUUUUGGAUGAGAGUAGAGGCUUUUUAUUCUUGAAACCUUUCCAAACAACGGUUGGUGACGUCGGUUUUUGCUGUUCUGGAGAUUUUUUGACCCCAAGACGCAACCAAUUUCUCCGGCUGUGGUCCACUGAGUGUUUUUGGCCAUUUGAACCAUCCUCUUCACUGUGCAUUGAGACAAUAUAAGACACACUUCCUCUUUUGGGUUUAUUCAUAAAAUUUCCAGUUGACUGCAACUUAAUUAUUGCCCUGAUGGGGGGAAGUGGCAUUUUCAGUGCUCUUGCUAUUUUCUUAUGGCCACUUCCCAUUUUGUGAAGCUCGACAACUUUUUGCCGCAUAUCACAGCUCUAUUCCUUCAUCUUACCCCUUGGGGUGAAUGACUAAGGCAAUUUGGCAUAUGUAUUACCUAAUAUUUAGACCCCAUGUGAAACAGAAGACAUGGUUCAACAAUAUCCUGUUCCUAGUCGCCAAGGUGAACUAAAAGAUGUAAAAUAUCAAUUGGAUAUUUCUCAUAUGAAUUCAUAGGGGUGUCAGUAAGUGUGCCACACAUAUUUAACACAUUGUGGACCAUGAGGUCCGUGUUUUUGUGUUUUGUUUUUUUGAUUGAAAGUUUAAGCAAUAUAGAACAUUUUUCACAACCUUCUUUACUCAUUUACCAAGGGUGUCAGUAUCACUGGAGGGCACUGUAGAUGUUUUUGAAAAUACAUAUUGGAAAGUGAAAGUGAAAGCUGCUUUGCUUUUAAAAUGCAGACACUCAGUCAUUGGAAUGAGACAGACUGACAGUAAUUUGAAUUUAUUUGGUAAGGUGCCAGGUUAUUUUAUUUAUUUUUUUCCUUUUCCAAUUUACAGUUUUAGAUUGAAAGCUCAUUUGGGCACCUACAGUUGCAUGUCUGCACCUACCGUUGUUUGUCAAAUGUGUUUUUGUUAGAUUUGUUUUACCUGUUGUAAGGUGCUGUGGAAUAUGUUGGUGAUUAUGUAAUUAUUAUAAAUGUAAAUAUUCAAACUGUUUGCCAGUGGUUUGACUACUUACCUGGGCUACGUCAGGCGCACUCUGUACCUCUCUGCAGCACUCAGUAUAAGUAAAGGGACACUAAGACAUCAAAACAUCAUUAGCUUAAUGAAGCAACUUGGAUGUCUAGAUCAUGCCCCUACGGUCUCAAUGCUUAAUUAUCUACCAUUUAGGUGUUAAAUCACUUUUGUUUCUGUUUACGCAGCCCUAGCCUCACCUCCCCUGGCUGUGACUGACCCAGCCUGCAAAAAUGGUUUCAUUUUCACUUGCAUAUCAAUUACCUUUAGACAUUUGUAUCUCUUGCUCUCCAAAUUGAAUUUUAAUCACACAUGAGGCUCCUGCAGGCUCUAGAAGGCUAUUAACAGAGCAGGAGGCAAGACCUGAAACAGAAUGUGCAAUAAAGGAAGUGUAAACUUUAGAUUUCCCUCUACAUGAAGUGUUGAGGAAGGCUGUGCCAGUCACAUGCAAAGCUGUGACUAGGGCUGCAUAAGCAAAUGGAUUUAACUCCUAAAUGGCAGAGAAUGUGUGCCAUCCUUGCAGGAGCAAUAAGCAAGAGGUUAAGAGCUGGAUUGUAGACUAGGGGUAGGUACUCUGAAUGUAGUCUUGGAAAUCCCCUCUGAUCUUGGCUGUUGGGAGACUUUCAAGGUGUAUUCAUCUGUAUGUGGGCCUUCGUAAUCUAGUACUUACUGAAUAUUGUUUUCAUUAAUUUUAUUUAUAUUCACGAUUUAUUUCCUUUUUUUGCGAGUGUUUUAGUUAAUUUGCUUAUUGGUGGGCUCUGUUUUUAUUUUAUUUUUUUAAGUCUGCAUGUUGUAGCCGCAUUCUUUGGAGGUGCUGAUGAAAUCUAGAAAAAAAGCAGAAGUAUGCAAGAGAGAGAGAAAAAUGCAAACCUGCUGGCAGAUUGGGCAAUGCUGAUUGUGGUAUAGAACGAUACGCAGGACUGGCAUUAAAGGGACACUCUAGGCCUAGUUUAUGGAUGAGGGAGUUCCUUCACUCUUCUUAUAGACUUCAUUGUAGCUGCAUGUGUGAUCCAACCCAUAUAUUGUGCCAAGUCACCCAUUUUUAUAUACUGUUUGGGUAUUGGAGGCUCGAAAACAAACUCAAGUGUUUUUUAACUUUAUGUAACUUAUUCAACUUUAAAAAGGGGGUGACUGAUGUAUGUAGCUGGACCUGUCUGUACUAUUCACAGCUUUACCAGCUUACAGCAUUCUAGAGAGUAAAUGUUUGCACGUUCAUAUCGUUUGAUUUUUCACAAGAGUAUCUUAUUUCCAGUAACAGAAUAUGCUGACUGUGUAAGCUAAAAAGCCUUCACGCUAAUAAUAAUAAUCAGCAGCUAUGAUGCAUCUUAUGUCAUUGGCCUGAGGGUGUGCAAAUAUUGGUUUGUCCUUGUGAGUUGUGUCUCCUGGCAAUGCAUCCUAGUUCUCUGUAUGAUACAGUAUUUGUGUUUUUGUGCAAGUUAUGCAACUUAACCUCCUCACUAAAGUGUCAAUUUAAAGAAGCAUUCAAACUAAAGUAGUUCAAUCUUCAGAUAAGCUACUUUGGUUUGAAUUUUACAGUUUCAAUUCCCUGCAAUUCAGUGUUUAGUGAAUAGCCCAUUCUUUACUAUAUGAGGUAUUUUCAAGAAUUUGCUAGGAAGUUGGGAAAAUUAAUUUAUACUAGAAUAAUCAAAGAGCUAUGUUUCCAGCCCAGGUACACGGUUGUUACAUCUUCAAUCCCCCUGGUUAAUUCCUGGCAAUUCAAGGGUUAGUAAAUCUACCCGACAGUAUUUGUUGAGCUGGAUCUGAGCGAAUGUUUCACAAUAACAAUCACAUUGAUAACACAAGCAUUCAGAUUGCUCACCGAUGGCCAUAAAAGUUAUUUUAAACUACUGCCAUGUAAUGUCUCCUUUGUUCCACUAAAGAACCAGCGAGCGUCACCAAAUUAACAGCAUGCCUCCCAACGUACCCGAUUUUUGGGUCUUGUCUUGCCCUCCUGACUUUGUUUCCUACUGUCCCUCUUUUGGGAACACCAGGUAACGAUCCCCAAAAAGUGUAGUGCGAGCAUUGCAUUCAGGGUACUAGGACCCUGCAGAGAGCAGUAACACCGUGCUCCCUGCAUGUCGUGCACUCAGCAGACUAGCCAGUUGCUUCACUGGCCAGCCCCCUUCGCUCCCCCUCCCAGCCGAGUCUAAAGUGAAAAUUGUCAGGAAUUGGAAGUAAAUACAAAGGGAAAUUCAUAUUUUAACGCCAAACUGGUUGAAAUGGAAAAUAAAUGCUCCAAGUCAGCUAUGCUUCCAAUUUGACUAUUUUGGUCUGAAAUUUGAGAAUGGUUGGGGAUUCAAAGUGAAUAACCCUGUAAAAGUGCUUUUUCAAACUUCCAGAUAAUAUUCUGUACUUACAAAGUUAAAUAUUAUUUUUUUUUUUUCUCACUGUACAGGACUUUCAGGUAAUUUUAUAAUAGAAUUGGCUAUUUUGGCCAAAAUUGUAAAACUGAAAAAACCCUCCAACUUGAACAGUUCAGCUAUUUUGGCCUUAAAUUUGAAGGGCGGUAAAAUACCAUCUAGUAUUUUCUCCCUCUGCAUGGUGCAGACACUAUCGGGGAUGCACUGUCAGUAAAGACCAAAUCUGCAGUGAUGUUGUAGAAGGGAAGGUAGGGAGUUCACUGCAUAUUACUGAUAUGUCUACUUCCUGAUUCUUAUCAUUUUGCCACAUUCAGCAGAACAAUUGAGACUUUUUUUGUUUAUUAGAAUGUGUUCUCCCAUAAGUUACAGAGACACACAAAGAUUUAAUAGGCACUUAAUUAUUUUAAUGUUUUUCAUUUAUUUAUUUUAAACACAAACCUUAACUGCCACUCACGGCAUGGGUACCUGCAGGACAUGUUGAACAGAAUUCACGCAGUGUGCAUAUUUUCAGGGUUAUUUACCAAACAUUAAUUUGAAAUGUCAAGAAGAAGGCCAUUCUUUGAAGUUUGAGAAAUACAUUUAUUCUGAUGUAAAUGGCUGUGUUAACUUUUUUUUUUUUUUACUUCUGAUCACUGCAUUAUUUGCACUGCUUUUCCCAAAUCACUAGCAGAAUGCACUAUGCAAAGUAAAAAAAAAAAAAUUAAAGAAACCCUCUCUAUGCACUUUAACCACUCCAGCACUGUGUGAAUUUUGGCAGCGCUGAAAGGGUUAUUGGUAAUAUUGUGUACAUACUAAGUACACCGGGAUCACACUUACCCACACAAAUAUUUUGAAUGCCUUGGUGACAAAGGUGAACAUUUCCUAUAUGAUGUCCCAUGCUGCAAAGGUGGGCUUUGGGUGCUGGGGAAUCAAUAGGUAGUUUUAUCCAUAGAGUCAUUGCAACAUAACCUCUUCAGUUCGGAAUGUAUGGUCCAUAUCAUUCCUUUAACCCCUUAGAGACCAAACUUCUGGAAUAAAUGGGAAUCAUGACAUGUCACACAUGUCAUGUGUCAUUAAGGGGUUAAAGACCUCUAUCAAUUAUGCUAACUAGUUAAGUGUGCCGGGACUCAAAUAUCAGAGCCCUAGUUCUGUUCUGGCAGCUUAAUAUGAUGCACCAUUCUCCUCUUAUCCCCAAAAUAAUAGACAUGCCUUGCAAAAUAUAUGUGCAUUUUAUUAGCGUGAAUAGUGCUACAGUUUGGCAGUAUAACGAGUUCAAUGGUUUUAUUGUUCUUAUGAGCACUGUGUAGACAGUGGGUGUUAAUUGAACGGGAAGAGUCAGAAGCAAACUAGUCAUUUAUUGAAGAUGCGAGCUAGCUUUUAAACUCUUUCUUUUUUUUUAUCUUCUCUAAGCCAACAAUUGAUAUACUGAACUGUGUAAUUAGCAGAUCUGGUAAUUACUAGUCUAACAAACCAUAUUAAAGUUAAAUCACCUCCCCCCUUCAGGCCAAUCAGUUGGUAUUGUGUCUAGUAUUAGGAAUGUUUGGGAAUUUGCUCUCUGAGAAGGAGAGCAGGAUAAUCCUGAUGGGCUAGUGGUUCAAUGCAUUCUUUGACUUUAGUGAAAACAUUUCAAUUAAAUGAUUGAAGUUAAGAAUCUGCUUUUAAAAAUGGCACUGGUAGUCCAACUAUUGGACACAAAUGAGUAGGACCCAUAAAGCAACAUUACAUGCAUUUCUGAUGUUCUUUGGUGCUGCAACUUUUUCCCCCCGGAAAUUCUGCUAACGUCUAAUCUUUUUGUGUUGUGUACAGGGGGAGACAUGGCUAUCCUAUUUGCCGUCGUUGCCAGAGGAACCACCAUACUUGCCAAUCAUGCCUGGUGUGGUGGGAAUUUUUUGGAGGUAACACAGCAGAUCCUGGCAAAGAUCCCGUCGGAGAAUAACAAGCUUACUUACUCUCAUGGCAGGUAAGCUAAGGCAUGCAUGUAUGUUUAUAUUUUCUUGUGAGUAGAUUGCUGUGUAGCGCUGGAAAUGAAUUUUUCUGAGCUCUGGAAAGUAUAUAAUGUGUGUACCUGAGUUUAUUUACAUAAGAGUUUGUGUGGGCCUUGGAGUAUGGAUCUCUGCAUGUGUGCGUGCAUCUGGCAGUAUGGCUCUGUGGCUGCCAGGUGCAUUUAGUGACUGAGCUACAUGCUCUAAAUGUUGUGUAGUGAUGAAUUAAGUCUGUGCCUCCAAAAGUACUGAAAUAUUAUACUAUACAUACACCUGGUGUGUCAAAUUGCAACACACGCCAUUUUGGCAGAUUACAGUGCCCGUAAUUCCUUCUCGUGCUGUAUUAAAUAUUGUUAAACUUUAGAAAAAAGAACAGUUAUAAAGUGGAGUGGCGACACUGCCCACUAAAAGUAGGUGGAACCCACUCCACCAAAUUGACCUCCAAAAGUUGAAAUACCCCAAAAUUAAAUUAACAAUCAAUCGUGAUACACCUUUAAAAGGCUGGGGUAGUUUGUCCAUAGACUCUAAAAGUGUGUACAGGAGACGUAAGUGUGGACAGAAUUUGUAUCCUAAACUGGAUCGGUAUCUAAGUUAAUGUCCCUAGAAUACACGUGUAAUGCCUGGUCACAUCUGGGAACUUGGGGGGGGGGAGGGGGGAGGGGGAAUACUAAACAGUAUAUGAAAUUUGGACAGAGUUGUACUUUGAAGGUAGAAGCAGAUUAAAGUCACUAGUGUUUAGCUAUAAGAAGAUAUAAACAGUACCUAUUUCUAGUGCUACCCUGUCUCCAAUGGUAAAAUGUAUACAGUGUAAAACACAUACACAGUACUAAAGAGGUUUAUCUAAAUAGUUUAGCUUAACCCAAGGUGGUGGUGUUGUGUGGUAAUAUAGACGGGGAUAAUGAACCAAAAGCCUAUAUGUGCAGCUUAAGCGGACAGCCCCUCUCAAGAUGUGCAAAGAGAGUGUCUGCUAAUAGAAUCUGAAGCUGGGGUAAUUGCUAAUCCUGCCAUAAAUUAUUGAGGAUAGCUGUAUACAUUUGUUCUAAGGCAGCAUGCUGACAAAUCUCCACUUGAUCGAUCCAGUCCAACAGCGAUUAUUUAGUCUAUAUAGUGAUCAACCCACUGCUGCUUCAAGGCAGCCUAUCUAAUCCGUCCCCUCUCAAUGUCAACAGUAAGUACAAAGUAGCGGUAAAUAGCCGUAUUAACCCAGACCGGACCAAAUCACCACAGUCACCAAAUAAUUAAAAACAAAGUAGUUUUAUCGACAUAAAAAUGUUCUAAUAUACCUAGGGUUCACGCCCUCUAGGACCUCUGUAACCUACUGUGAGACAUCAGUGUUGGUUUGCCCUGCACUGUAGCCUCUUCUUUGCUUUAUUGUUAAACUUUCUUCUGUCACAUUUUAAUUUGUGGUUUGUUUUUUUUUCUUCCUCCAACAGUUAUUUAUUCCAUUAUAUCUGCCAGGACAGGAUUAUAUACCUGUGCAUUACAGAUGAUGUGAGUACCAACACUGUCCUUCCCUCCCCAGCAACCUUAACUUGCAGUUUGCUUUUAUGUUCUUUAUUUGCUGCUCCUACAAAGUACAGCACCACCUCAACAGAUGUCAGAAUGUUUGAUAAAAUAUUUUCUGGUACCCAAGAGUUGUUCCCUGUUGCCAAAGCCACCUCAAGGGACAAAUUUAUAUUCAGGUUACCGUACCAAAAAAAUCAUAGCCUGAUGUCUUAAUGGGCCUCCCAUAAGGAUUUUAUUUUGGGGCAUUGUUUUGAGGGUAUUGUGUAGCGGAGAGCUGGUAUUUCACAGGUUAUCUCCACUAAAGAUCCCAGUGAGGCUCAGGAACAAGUAAUACAAUCCCAUAGAUCGCUAGUAACAGCAAGCAAGGUAAUCCACGAAUAUCCCAAUACCGAUCCCAAGGACUGGACGACACACAGCAUCAGGAGCAGAACUGAACUUUUAAUCCCACAAACUCCUUUUAAAGGUUUCUCCCAUGCAAGGGAGGGAUUCACAUUAAUUUGUACAGUAGCCAAUAGUGUAAUGGUUACCUCCUACACAUCUCCUCCCCUCAGUGUGACACAUAAUCCACUUAUAUACAUACUACAGUUUUACCCGAUUUCUGGAUGUACCCCAAAACAGUCAGAUACAAUUUUAUAAGGGGUAGCCCUGAUCUGGGUGACCAACAUAUUCAAAAGUCACCCAGAUAGGACCAGGGGUUUGGGAGUUAAGUGGAAGAGGCAAUUUGACCGACCGCACACGAGGUAGUAUCCGAAAAGGGCUCCAUGUGUUUUGGCCUUGUGGUCGGUCUCUGUUCGGAAGAUAAAACAUAUAGAAUUUCUUGCCAUCCAACGUUCCAUCGGUAUUCGUAUGAAUACCCUUGUUUGGUAGAUUUAGUUCACCGAACGAGGGGCUGGUUGUCCCCUCCGUUCCGGAGUUAUGGAGGUCUCAGCGGUGUUCGGGUGAUUGGAACUCAAAUCGGACACUCAAACACUCGACGACCAAACACCGCUGAGAUUUUCUUGCGUAAGAUGGCCGCCGCCACGUGGUUCGUAUGCCGAACGGCGGCCACCCAGAUAUGUAUACAAAGUACCGAUUGCAUGGUCAAUUAGCUUGCGGUUAGAGAAGUAUGAAAGCCUAACGAGGUGCACACUUCUCUCUGGGGUGGUCUGAUGGUUCGGUAGUUUUCAUUCGUAUGGAAUACGGACUGAAAGCUACCGAACAAUCAGUCGAAUGCUACAUACAAUAUAUCUAUACAGGAGAAUAAUCACACGAAAUACAUUUUUAAAGCACACUUUGAGGACAGCCCCAUGCCAUCCGCUACAUAUUGUUUCUACUUAUUCUCUUUCUCCUGUCAGCAUUAUCAAAACACCACAUGGAGGCUUAAUUAGAGGCCUCUGUAUGGAACUACACUCACCAGAGAGCCAUUGGUGAGUCCUGUUCAGUGUUUGACAACAGGCUGGAAUGCGUACAAAUUACUACUUAGGCCCUUUGUUUCCAGUAAUUACCAUCUGAUAACAUAAUCCACAAACAAAUUUUCAAUUCACACCAAAUACUUGAAAUUUGCAUUAAAAAAAAAUAUCAUCCUUAUAGAAAGCAUUAUCAUAAAGAUGGCACACAGUAGAUUAAGACUUUUCUCUUUUUAGUCUUGGUCCUCUUGGAUAAAUGCUAAUAGUGCCUUUCUUAAAGUGUUUGUUUUUGCACACAUUUGACAUUUAGUAUUAUUACUACAUUCUGAAUCUUUAGAAUUGCCAUUCUAUCAUUUUCUUUCCUCCAGGAUUUCGAGCGUUCCAGGGCAUUCAACUUCCUGAAUGAAAUAAAGAAACGGUUCCAGACAACAUAUGGAUCAAGGGCGCAGACAGCACUGCCCUAUGCCAUGAACAGCGAGUUUUCCAGUGUCCUCUCAGCUCAACUGGUAUGACUUGAAAAAACCUUGUACCUAAUACUUUGGGAAGUGUUGGUUCAUUUUUGGAUAGAAACAAGAGAUCCUGUGGUCUUGGAAGAUCAGGUUUAAAACCUGAUAAAUGUCUGCAAUUUGUUGAAGGGAUUUUGCUUCCCAAAGUGUGUUAUACAGUAAAUAGGAAGCAUAUAAAGUGAAUCUUUAACUCGCCGAGUUUGUGAUGGCACCUCAUGCUGCACUUUAGGCAAAAGCUUACUAAACAAAAAAUGUCUGCUUUAGUUUAAUCUUUGCAGAUUUUGUGUAAUACUCCUUUUAUGCACUACAUCUAACAUCUAUGCUGUAUGUCCUGUUUAGAUGUCAGAGUACCUUCCAUGGCUCAUGGAAUAGUGUUACAGCAGUUAACUGAUUAAAUUUGGAUGCAGUGUCAGCCCACGUUAUAUUAGCCUAUCCCUGAUUUAUAGAACAUGUACAGUGCAAUAGAUGCCUCUAAGCAGCAUGGUAUUGAUUAAUGUUCUCAGAUACACAGCUACACUACAAGAUCUAACAUUUUUCCCUCCGCCUAAUACAUGAUCAGUGCUUUUUGUCAUGUGAGCAGCUAGUGAGCUCUUUCUAAGCCAGUCACAUGGACACUUGUGAUCUAUGUGCAUUGCAGUGGACUGAAAGGAGUGGUUAGGCUGAAACAUCAUGAGACCAGAUACCAGUGGGAUUUCCUUCCUCUCCAAUUGCCUGUAGCUCACUGCCCAUUAUUGCUUGUGUGUUUUUGUUUAUAUAGAAUUUUUUUUUUUUUUUUUUACAUUAUAUUAUUAAAGCAGUUGUACACUUGUUUGAUUACAUCAAAGUAUUUAAAGAAACACUAUAGUGUUAGGAUUCCUAACACUACUGUGUUUGUCCCACCCCCACCCCAAGGUGGCAGUCAGAGGGUUAAAUACCCCUUUAAAUAUGUGCUUGUUUUCAGCACCGCGAUCUCUGGGAACUGCAUUGUAUUGGAUUGCAGGGUUAAGGGGACAGAUACCUGAAAAGGCAUGUUUAGCAUUUGCUAGUUUCAGGUCAAUUCCAUAUGUAAAUGGAAUCUAUCAUUACAUAGAUUUAUGGGUAAUUUGAUUGAUUGACCUUUUAGAAUGAUGAAUUGACAGGACUCCAGCUUGGGACUCUGAAAUAAUGCAGCUGGAAUCCUAUCCACUAAGCUAUCUCACCAGAAGAAAAUUCCCUUUGUCUAAUUGCACUUUUACAUCUAGCAACAUGUGAAAGCAACAUAGUUAGAUACCUGCACACUGUAUCUCCAGGAGGCAGUAGACUUUAAAAAAAAUAAUAAAAAAAAUAAUAAUAAUUCCACUAAUAAAAAAAGCAAGUAGCAGGCCACUUGACCUCAAUAUUAAUCUGAAUGAUUAUGCAAAACCUUUAUAAUCAUGUAUUCCUAAUCUUCCAGCAGUUCUCGUUUUAUGUUGAUGUAUUGCAAAUUGCUCUAUGACAGAUUAUAAGGUUCUACAUCAAAGGGAGAUUAUUCAAAUACUUAUAGAAAUUUAAAAACUUGCUUAGUGAUGUCAUUUUCUUGGAUUAAAGUGCUCAAUUUUUAAGAACUCUGACUUGUCUUGAAAACCAUUAACUUAACCAGGACUUGCAUGAGAGUUUUACAUUUUAUGCCAAAAUUGACUAAUUGGAAAAAAUCUACAAUUUAUGUUUGCAGUUCUGUUAAUAUGGCCUGAAAAUCUUACAUUUUCUGCCAGGUCCAUGACAAUUCAUUGUUUAAAGGACCACUCUAUGCACCCAGACCACUUCAGCUUAAUGAAGUGGUCUGGGUGCCAGGUCCAGCUAGGGUUAACCCAUUUUUUAAUAAACAUAGCAGUUUUGAGGAAGGCAGAACUUAAGAGAUGAAUAGAUCUUCUCUUCUUCCUCAAGUCUCCACAAUCAGAACAUCAUAUCCAUCCCAAUGUCUUUGCAAAAAAUGCUGAGACCCCACAAGUGACACACAAGCUUUAGGUGAUCCUUUCAUUAUCAUUCAAAUAUGUCAUCUGUGUACCUUAAAGGGACACGAUAGUCACCAGAGCAACUGCAGCUUAAUGUACUUGCUCUGGUGAUUAUAAUCGGUCCCUUCAGGCUUUUUUCAGUACACACUGGUUUUCAGAGAAAAUGCAGUGUUUGCAUUACAGCCUAGGGACACUUCCACUGGCCACUCCUCAGAUGGCUACUAGAGCUGCUUCCUGGGGCAGUACUGCACAGAGUGAAUUAAAUUGUGUCUCCACCCUCUGUAUGGAGAGGCACUGACACUGAACUUUCCUCGUACAGAUGCAUUGAUUCAAUGCAUCUCUGAGUAAAUGCUUAUUGGCCAAGGUGGUGCUUGCCUUCACUCCUGGCCCACCUACUUGGCUGAGAUAAUCAGGAUUGACAAUCUGUAUAGGCAUUUAAAUAAUGUAUAUGUAAUGUUUUGGGGCAAAUAAGGAAAUGUCAUCUCAGAAUGGCACCUGGUUUGCCCUGAUAAUUAUGACCCAAUAUGCCCUAAUGUUCUCUGAAUUAAUAGCCGCAGAAGAGUUAAAAAUUUGUGUUGCAUAGGAUAUACAGUUAGUGUGAGGUCAGCUAUGUCAAUUUCGAUGAUGGAGAGGGAGUUUGUGCUCUUUAGUUGUAUUUGUUGUUGUCGUAGACAGUGCCUAGGCUAGAUGCAGCUUUCCAGCUGUGCUUGCACUGGCUAGGUGUCAUGGGAGAGAUAGCAACAUCUGGAGGCACUUGCUGUUUUAUAGGCCACUGGUAGGCAGACAUGCUAUCUAGUUUUGUUUUCUACAUCAUGUGAUACAGAGAUGGGGAAACGGAACACCUUGCUAAAAAUAUAUUUUGUCUCCAUUUAACUUUAUUUUUUUUAUUUACACAGAUAAUUAUUGUACAGAGGUUUUGGUUAAACGUCACCAACAGAACAUGUACCUGAUAUUUCUUCCUUUUCUAUAUUUUGUAGCAUCUUAUUUUUAUUCUAAAUGGGAAAAUUAAGAAGCCGAUGAUAUUAUUUCAGAAUAACUGAAGGAAUAAGAAAUCCCAGAAUUAAUUGUUAUAUAUUUUAAAUAAUGUCAUGUAAUUGUUGUAUUGUUUUGUAAUGCUAGUUUUGAGACUUAUUUUUAAAUGUAUAUUUUAUUUUAGAAACACCACUCGGAGAACAAAGCUGUGGACCGUGUUGCAGAGACACAAGCCCAGGUGGAUGAGCUGAAAGGGAUUAUGGUUCGAAAUAUAGGUACAUGAACAGCUAGAUCUAUAAUGUACACGUUAUACAGUGAAGCAUUAAAGUUACCUCUGCCCUACUUAUAUAACAUGCUAAAUUGAUGUUUACAUGUUGUGCUAGCAAAUACAUAGAGCAAACGUUUUUCGCGUAUAAGAAUAGGUGUGUGUGUGUGCGUGUUUUGCGCUGCGCUUCCUUCCUUUAUGUGGAUCUUAUCAUGCACACAUUUAUAGUUGUCAGGUUCACAUUAAAUUACAUAUUGCCCAAAGGGUACAUAUAUGUUCAUUCCUUGCCUCCAGCAGUGCUGGUACAAGUCCGUUCUUCCACACUUUGUGGUCUGGAUCUUUUAUAAUAGAGAUUGCUCUGUCACUCCUUGAGAAGGAAGAAGACCAUUAGAAAUACCAUCUUGUGCAAUGGGAACUAUUACUUCAUAAGACUAUUUAUAGCUUCCCUGUAAAGAAACAGUCAAGGACUAUUCAGAACACAAGAAAAAUGGUACAUGUAGCAAAAUAUAAUAUUAACUUCCAUAUUUUCAGGUUACUAAAUGGCAUUUCAGAGGUGGAAAAAAUUAAGUCUGAAGGACACUCUGUGAUUUUAUACCUGAGCUGAAUGGUCUUCCAUGUCAACAGCAUAGGCAAAAUCCUUGUUGUGCCCAUUAGGAACGUACUUGUUUGUUCAUGAGUAUUCCCGGCACUUAGUUCAUUGAUUGACCCACUGAUGCCACAGAGACCACUUAGAUGGAAGUCCAAACCUCCAAUCACUCUAGUAAAUACCAUCAUUUGAUUUCAUCCUGAUUGGUUGAGGGGAUUACUAACCCUAUAGUUCUGUGUAAUAAUCCCUAAUGUGUUUCAUUUGUGGGUCAGACGACAUGAGUAGCUGCCUAAGUCGCUCUGUUCUUUGUCACUAGAAAUAUCAAAUGUGUUUUUGUCUGGAUAUUGGUUUGCUGUUCUCUUUAUAACACAUUCCCCAUAUUAAGUGUAGGAGCUGUUAGGAGACUAACAGGCUGAUCUCUCCUUUUAAUGUGUUUUUAUGCAACAUCCUCUGUGAUAAUGGAUAUCCCUGCCAUGUCUUGGCACUAUUAUUGAAAUUGUAAGUGUCCUUACACACUGACCUAUGUCUCUAUUUGGUUGUUGUUUUAUUGACCAGCAUGUAAUUUUGGUGUGAUUUAAAAUCCCAGUGUGUGUACUACUGAUCCAAAACUGUCUUGUCCAUUUAGAAUUCUGGUUUGUGUCUUCAUUACGAUUUAUUUUCUUACUAUACAGAUCUUGUUGCCCAAAGAGGAGAGCGGCUAGAACUGUUAAUAGAUAAAACAGAAAAUCUUGUUGACUCUGUAAGUAUGGUUAAAAUCCCAUAUUUUUACCUAUAGAAGCUACCUCUACUAAUUUUCACUUCUGAAUGCAUCAAUAAAAAAAAAAAAAAAUGUAUGUAUAUGGCUACAAAUAAAGUGUAGACAUACAGGACCAUCUAAAAUUGUCUUGAAACCUGUCCACAGGCAUCCCAAUAGUCAAGAUCUUAUUGAUGAUCAAUGAGGGGGUAGACAGAGGGAGCUAAUGUACUAGGAACCACUUUGUAUUCCUGGCACUAUAAUAUCCCUUUAAGAAUAAUUUGUCAAAAGAGUAAAUUAUUUCUUUUAAACCAUAGCACCAUGACCACUUCAGUUUAUUGUUGUUAUGGUGCAAGGUAUUUUUGAAUGCCUCCCUCACAUUGUGUCAGACCAGAUACUGUUUGACAACAAAAUGUGCUCUGCCAGCACCUAAAGCCUAGUUCUGAGGUUUGAACUUUGAGGUCUAUGGAGGAUCCAGCAAUUCCCUGCAGCCAUCCAUGGUAACGUCAGGGGAAUUGACACUUCUAGAAAUAUGUAUGAAAUAAAUAUGACUUUGCAACAGUUUUGUGGAGGUAAUUUUUUAAAGUGCGAGUAAAACUGAAACAGGCAAUCCUGAUUUCUCUUACUAUUCUGUGUUUUAUUGGUAAUCUAUAAGACCGUAAGAGGAAUCUUAAAGUGGAACUGUCACGUGGGUUCUUGCACAACUUGAUCUCUAACUGAACAUUGCUAUGGGUUGUGCUAUAAAAUUCAGUUUUUAUUUUAUAAUGUACUUUUAGCAAUGGGAAUGGUGUAUGCAGACUUUUUAAAAAAAUGCUGUAGUACAGCAUUUCUCUCCAGAUGCUAGCGAGCUCAUAAUUGUGACAUUACCCACUGCUGAAAUACUGUAGAUUCCACUACAUGCUUCACACAUAGAAUGUGAUUGCAGAUAAGAACCAUUCGGCCCAUCUAGUCUGCCCAAUUUUCUAAAUACUUUCAUUAGUCCCUGGCCUUAUGUUAAGUCUAGGAUAGCCUUAUGCCUUUCCCGCGCAUGCUUAAACUCCCUCACUGUGUUAACUCUACCACUUCAGCUGAAAGGCUAUUCCAUGCAUCCACUAACCUCUCGGUAAAGUCCUUCCUGAUAUUUUUAAACCUUUGCCCCUCUAAUUUAAGACUAUGUCCUCUUGUUGUUGACUAGGUGGUGAUGAUGAGAUUAGGGUGUAGAACAGUAUGUUCUUACUGCUGUUGGUCAAUGCUCUGCUCUGUUCCAGACUGGGAAACCAAUCUAUCAUAUGAUAUCCUGGUGCCAUCUCUGCUCUGAGCAAGCCAUUGAGGCAUGGGGAUAAUGGGUCUAUUACAAAACAAAGUUGAAUUUCAUGAAUGAAAAAGUAAUAGUAUUGUUUUGGUUUUGCCAAGAAACCGUAAAUCGUGUCUUUAUAUGUUUGAACAUUUAUGUUUUCCUCCACUAGUCUGUAACGUUUAAGACCACAAGCAGAAACCUGGCUCGAGCAAUGUGCAUGAAAAACUUGAAGUUGACCAUCAUUAUUGUCGUUGUUGCAAUAGUAAGUAUUUAUCACAUUUCUUGGUUUACCAUUGGUGGACAGAUUUGCCCUGGGAGUGUAGCUGUAGUGUAGCCAUUCUAAUGACCUGUAAUGUUCGUGAUACUUGUAUUACUCAUGGAGCAGAGUACUAAUAAAAACAAUUUUAUUUUAGAACCAAAGUAAGUGAACUGCUGCAUAUUACACAGUAUGUUGUUGGUGGUUAAAUAGAAUGUGACUUCUGCAAGGUUUUUAGUGUUAUCUGCUUGGUACAAGUUUACAAUUGCCAGACCCUGCUGGUUCAGGUCACAAAUCAGUUUUUGAAACACCUUGUACAUGUAACAUUUCAGCUCACAGAAUCAGGUAGAAAAGUUUGUAGCAACCCAGGGAAGCCAGGAAAGGGGAGAUGGGUUGUCAAAGAAAGAACCGUCACUUCUUGAGAUGUAACUGGUUGUAAAAAGAUUUUCAAGCCACAACCAUAGUUUGAAAUUGUACAAAUAUCAAUCCUUUUUCAACAGGUUUAAUUUGAAAUAAUAAAAGAAAAUUAGAAAACAAAAAGGAACAAAUUGAUGUGUAAUAAUUCCCGUUCACUCCAUAUUUACAGAGAUUUGUUUUUUCAAAUGCACAAAUGCAAAUAACGUUCAGAGUUAGGGCUGUAACUUUAAAAAAAAUAAAAUAGAGAUUUGGUCAGCCAGGUUUGUUAAUUACACCAUUGACUAUGAUUUUAAAGGGAAGCACCAUGAUCACUUCAGCAUUUUGAAGUUGUCAUGUGCAAGGACACUAUGAAACGCUGCACUUACUUUAUUUUAUAUUGAUACAGGAGUUGUAACUGUGUGUGUUGGGCAGCCUUCAUUAGCCAAACAGGAGUGAGGGUUCCGGACUGGCUAAUGUUAAUUCAAUUGUUUGCAGAGAGGUUAAUUCUUUGACUGAGAGCGCUCAGCUUAUACUUUCACCCAAUGACGAACAUCAGGACAAACUUCUAGUUUCUGCAGAAACUGGAUGCUCAUUAAGACUCCAUAUCCUUACCGGAUGCAAGUAAGCAGGAAACUGUUGUAACCGGGUUUACCCCCUUACCCAGGGUACUUCUGGCAUCAUCGUAACUACAGUGGACUGAGCCAAGUAAAUCUUUAAUAUAAACAUAUUAUGUUUCCAAAUGUACGAGACGAGUUAACGUUUUUCUGCGAGUUUGAAAAGUUGUCUUUUUCUCUUUUUUUUUUUUUUUUAACUUCAUUUAGUAGGAGUGUACAAAAUUACAGAGUCACAUAAACCAACAGAAUGCUAAAUUUCCUUCCUCUCCAUAAAAUACAACGUUCAAUAGGAUUUAUUAUGGUUGGAGAACUCUAACGAAGGGAAAUAAACGCUCCUACCUCUGCAGCACAUCCAUGUUCAAAGUCCCUUGAUGCAGCUCCUGGGACAUCUGCAGGGAAUGCUUUAAAAGCACACUUGUACUUAUUCCUUCUGUAGUGCUCUUCACUUGCAUAACACUGCAAGAGUGGUUCAGUUAAUUUACAUGGCAUGCUGUGGCAAAACCACCUCGGCUAGCCAUUCAUUGUAAAUGAUGAUAAAAUAAAAAAUGGUUGAGAAUUUAAAACAAAGGACAACCCAAAAGCUUUUGCAUAACCAUCAUUUUGUGCAAAGAACUCUAGUUGUCAACUUCUCGCUCUCAACCUGUUGAGCUUUGUUUACAAACACAGGCACCGAUGAUUGUAGUUAAUAAUUGCUUAGAAAGUUAUGGGUACACUUCCCUUGUGUACGUAUUGGGCCUGCUAUUUAUUUUUAUACUGCAUUAACCUUUUAUCAACCCAUAUUUUUUUUUUUUUUUUGCUGUUUACUAACAUGCUUUCCCUUUUACCUGCUAAAGGUCAUCAUCUACAUCAUUGUGUCAGCAGCAUGUGGAGGAUUGUCAUGGCCCAGCUGCGUGAGCAAGUAAUCUCCUCUUUUUCCGAUGCAUGAAAGAGCUCCCAAGGAACAGAACGUGAAAGUACUACCUAUUCAUGUGAAGCAUCCUAGAGAAAAGAGACUUGAUAGAAAAGCCUUUUCCUUCUGGAACCCAUUAAGGCAUCUCAUUAUGUCCCCUAACUCACGCAUCCUUCUGGACUUGCAUUGUAUCUCUUUGCCUUAUAACAUAUACAAGGAAACCUCACCCAGAGAGCCCACAGUUUUGUGCAACCACAUUGGGGUGCAUUGAAGAAUGGUAAAAUGAAGAUCUAAAUGUUGUUUGUUUUGGAUGCUAAGGAUGUUUUUGUUUUGAGAUAUAGAUAUAUAUAUUUUUUUCUUUUUCCAAUUUCUGGUUUUCCAUCACUAAAAUCUGUGCAUUGUAUAAUAUUUUUCUGUGUACCCCUGCUACAGUUUGUUUUAGCUGGGUUAUGUUUUUUAACCUCUCUUGAAAAAAAAUGUUCCGGAUUCUAUUUUGGGUGGUUUGUUUUGUGUUAUUUCUACAGGCACACAUACAAUUAUUGCUGUCCGGCCUGAUGUUGCAGGAUUUUCUGCUUUGGUGGCCACUUGACAUAUGCACUCAUACAAUAGAAAAUCAACUUUUAUGUUUAAUCACAAAUUAAAUUGGGUAGGAAAAAAUUACAGCCACUACUCUAGAUGUUAAAUUAUUUAAAAAUGAUCAGUGGAGUACAUUGCUUGGCUGCUUUUAUGCAUAUUGUUUUGCGAUUUAAUUGGAGCACAGCAGAAGCCUUUUGUGUUAAUGUAACUAUCGGAUAAUUCAGAAGUCUUAUUUGAGUGUAUUUCUAAGGAAAGAAAAUUCAUGAACUAACAAAAAUCCUACACAGUUGUCUUACUUUCUUAGCAAACUUAUGUUAUUAUUUGGGCAUCACCUUGGAUCUGCAGUAUGUUAACACACAAAACCUUGUUAGAUUUGAUUACACUAGCCACCAGUCGCCCAUCUCCUACCACAGCAUACUGUUCCAUAUAAAAGUGCAAUACCUAAUAAAUUUUGUUUUUUUUUCCCAUGUAUGAAAUCUGCUAAACACCUUUCACCUGUGUAUUCUGUCAAUAAACUUACAAUUUAAGUUAACUUGAUGCUUUGUUAGAUGUUUUGAGAUGAGGAUGGUUUUUUUUUUUUGUUUUGUUUUUUAAAGGGGGGCUUAGAUGAUUGUUAUAUUGGCUGCUAAGCCAUUUAAUAAAUAGAAAAGUUGUACUUUCAGAGAAUGUACAAGAAGUUAACACACAGGCUAUGAUUUUCAAUGUACUUUGUCCUUCGAGUUCUGUUUAGUCAUAUUGCUUAUAAUACACAGCAUUUAACAGUUAAGGGAGUGCCAGUCCUCCUGUUUGCACUCCGUAAUAGAAAUCAUGGUUUUAAAUACAAUUUAAGGUUUUUGUUUUGGCAUUUUUGGUUUUUCCCACAGUCUUAAAGAAACACCAUUGGUCCAGGAUGUAUCCACCAACCCCUAGAAAUUAAAUUGAGCUUUUUUGGAUAUGUUCACAUGGCCUGGUUUGAAACCAGUGUAUUGGAUAUUAGUGAAUUUACAUUGAACUGCAGGAAUGUCCAUCCAUUUGUGUUAAAAUGCUCUGAUCUUUUAUCACAUCAGUGUCUAUUUAUUGGAAAUAACACAUGCAGGCAGUGACUUGAAUGCCGAGAGCCUUUUUACUGGUGAAUGCUGUCGUUCAAUGCAAAAUUAAUGUAUGUUAACCAUGUAGAAAGUAUCCUUGUUUCUUAUAAAGCAAACUAUUCCUUGUGACAUUGUUUUUAAAGUUGCUUCAAUGUGGUUGGUAUGUUAGUAAUUCAGAGUGCAAUAUAAAUAGAACACUAAAAGCUACAAAUUAUUAUUAAAGGAACACUAUAGGGUCGGGAACACAAACAUGUAUUCCUGAACCUAGGUGUUUAACCCAACAUUUAGGUGGCUUGCCCUCCCCCGCUCCCGCCUUAGUAUCCUUAAAAGGAAUUAAAACUCACCUUAGUUCCAGCACUGCGCGGGUCUGUCCCUUUGGUGACACCAUCAGAAUUGCAGGGUUUUUUUGGGGGGAGGGGGUUGGGAAAGCAUUGGAUUGGCUGUAAUCUGCAAGGGACGGGGCCAAAUGCCAUUUUGGCCAAUUAACACCUCCUCCUAGACAGAUCAAUGCUACUCUGAGGGAAAAUUCGGUGUCCCCAUGCAGAGCGUAGAGACUUUGAACGGCAGUCCUGCCUACUGUGCAGCACUGAGCCAGGAAGCGCCUGUAGUGGCCACUUGGAGGUGUCCCUAGGGGCAAUGUAAACACUGCCUUUUCUCUGAAAAAGCAGUGUUUGCAUAAAAAUGCCGGAAGGCAAUGAUUACUCACCAGAACUACAUGAAGCUGUAGUUCUGGUGACUAGUGUCCCUUUCACAUUUUAAGGAUACUUGCAAACACAGAU
Molecule: messenger RNA, 21032 nt
Organism: Pelobates cultripes (western spadefoot toad)
Lineage: Eukaryota; Metazoa; Chordata; Amphibia; Anura; Pelobatidae
Source: the annotation of a GenBank genome assembly